Messenger RNA from Scleropages formosus (Asian bonytongue), 2588 nucleotides. RefSeq names its product pantothenate kinase 4 (inactive) (gene pank4). Gene Ontology annotation, biological process: coenzyme A biosynthetic process. Bases 5 to 2332 code for a protein of 775 amino acids. The record is from RefSeq and is a predicted model, not a curated record. Gene Ontology annotation, molecular function: pantothenate kinase activity; ATP binding. The transcript has 19 exons. Lineage: Eukaryota; Metazoa; Chordata; Actinopteri; Osteoglossiformes; Osteoglossidae. Gene Ontology annotation, cellular component: nucleus; cytosol.
CAACAUGGCGGAUUGCGCUCGAAAGGGGAGAACUCGCGACAGUAUGGAUAAGAGCAUUACUCUUCCGCCCGACGAGAUCUUUCGCAACUUGGAGAAUGCCAAGAGGUUCGCAAUAGAUAUAGGAGGCUCUUUGACCAAACUUGCUUAUUACUCUACAGUUCAACACAAAGUAGCCAAAGUCCGGUCCUUUGACCAUACAGCAAAGGAGACAGAAGGUGACCCUUUGUAUGAGAUCUCAGUACAAGAAGAGAUCACUGCCCGACUUCACUUUAUCAAGUUUGAGAAUACCUAUAUUGAGACGUGCCUGGACUUCAUCAAGGAUCACCUGGUCAACACAGAAACCAAGGUCAUCAAGGCCACAGGCGGGGGUGCUUACAAGUUUAAGGAGCUGAUCGAGAAGAAGCUGAGGCUCAAAGUGGACAAGGAGGAUGAGAUGACCUGUCUGAUAAAGGGCUGUAACUUUGUGCUGAGAAACAUUCCCCACGAAGCCUUUGUGUACGCCAAGCAUGCAGAUUCUGAGUUCCGCUUCCAGAACACACACCCUGACAUCUUCCCCUAUCUGCUGAUCAACAUAGGUUCGGGAGUGUCCAUCGUCAAGGUUGAAUCUGAAGAUAAGUUUGAACGGAUUGGAGGAAGUUCAAUUGGGGGAGGGACCUUCUGGGGUCUGGGAGCAUUGCUCACAAAAACGAAGAGAUUUGAUGAGCUGCUUCAGUUGGCCUCCAGGGGGCAGCACUCAAGUGUUGACAUGUUGGUCAAGGACAUCUAUGGGGGAGCCUACAGUUCCUUGGGCUUGACUGGCGAUCUCAUUGCAAGCAGCUUUGGAAAGUCUGCUACAACAGACAAAGAGUUUUCCAAAGAAGACAUGGCCAAGAGUCUCCUUCACAUGAUCAGCAACGAUAUUGGCCAGUUGGCCUGCCUGUACGCCCGGCUGCACAACCUGAGCAGGGUUUACUUUGGGGGUUUCUUCAUCCGGGGUCACCCAGUAACAAUGCAUACCAUCACGUACAGCAUCAACUUCUUCACCAAAGGCGAGGUGCAGGCUCUGUUCCUUAGACAUGAGGGGUAUCUUGGCGCUAUCGGAGCCUUCCUCAAGGGAGCAGAGGAGGACAACCCGAACCAGUACAGCUGGGGGGAGAACUAUGCCGGGAGCUCGGGUCUAAUGAGCGUCUCCCCCGAUUUGAACCCCAUGCAGCGCGCGCGUAGCGGAACGUUUGACAUGCUGGAAAUGGACCGACUGGAGAGGCAAUUGGUGAACCUCCCCCUGCUGCAGGACCCCUCGUCCUACGUGCCCGACACAGUGGACCUGACAGAGGACGCGCUGGCCCGCGAGUACUGGCUCUCCUGCUUCGAGGACGCCCUGGACGGGGUGGUGAAGCGAGCCGUGGCCAGUCAGCCUGACCUCCCGCAGGCCGCCGAACGGGCAGAGAAGUUCCGCCAGAAGUACCUCCACAAGCUGCAGACUCUGCGCCAUCAGCCUUUUGCUUAUGGGUCCCUCACUGUCAGGAGUCUGUUAGACACAAGAGAGCACUGUCUGAACGAGUUCAACUUUCCUGAUCCCUACUCGAAGGUAAAGCAGAAGGAAAAUGACGUGGCGCUGAAGUACUUCCAGAAGGUGGUGAUGUCCUUGGAGAAACUGAGCUGGGAGCAGCGGCAGUUCGCCCUGGUUAAAGGUCUCCUGGCGGGGAACGUGUUCGACUGGGGAGCCAAAGCCAUCUCUGAUGUUCUUGAAUCUGAUCCAGAAUUUGGAUUUGAAGAAGCAAAGCGCCAACUUCAAGAGCGACCCUGGCUGGUCGACUGCUACAACGAAUGGCUGGAAAGAUUGAAGGGUCCUCCUCACAAAUGUGCCUUGUUUUUCGUAGAUAAUAGUGGAAUAGACAUCAUACUGGGAGUGUUCCCAUUUGUUAGAGAACUCCUCUGCCGGGGAACGGAGGUUGUGUUAGCCAGCAACUCUGGCCCGGCAUUAAAUGAUGUGACAAACAGUGAGCUCCAGAUACUGACAGAGCGAAUCGCUGCCAUGGAUUCAGUCAUUCAAACUGCCCUGAAGGAAGACAAGUUGACAUUAGUCCAGAGUGGCUCCAGUUCUCCAUGUUUAGACUUAAGCCGCUUGGACAAGGCUCUGGCCACAGUGGUGCUGGAGCGCCAUACAGACCUGGUGGUGAUCGAGGGCAUGGGGCGAGCCAUCCACACCAACUACUACGCAAUGCUGAACUGCGAGAGCCUCAAACUGGCCGUGAUCAAAAACUCCUGGCUGGCGGAGAGGUUGGGAGGCAAGAUCUUCAGUGUUGUCUUCAAGUACGAGGUGCCAUUCAAAAGCCAAGAGCUGAAGCAGUAGAAGGUCUCAGCCAGCAGGGGGCGGUGGUGGUCUGUUACUCUCUGAGCGAAGAAGGCGAUGCACAGACUUUGAUUUUGUGACUUGUCCAUGUUGGGUUUGGGGAGUUUUUUUUCUAACAAUAUAAAUCUACAGUCAACAGGCUUGAGCAAAUAAAGCCGUUGUCUGCUGUGAAAAUGAAUGUCCCAGAAAUUUUUUCACCGUCCCAUCAGUGUAAAAGUUUUUUUUUUUUUUUUUUUUUUCUCCCCCCCUCCCCCCC